AGCAACCUGAUCUACCUGUGGGUGUCCCUGUUCAUUGCAGGGGGGUUGGACCAGAUGGCCUUUAAAGUCCCUUCCAACUCAAAUGAUCCUUCAUACUCUGAAGGAAAAGCAGAAGACUGCUCCAGCUGACAUGUUCCCGGGUGGAUGCACCCCUCCAGCUGGGAGAAGUAUCCCAGAUUGCUGCACAUCACUUCUGCCCUAAUAAAACUCCCUUUGAGUGCUAGCCAGCACCAAGACAACACCAAGCUGCUGUUGUGCACUGUAACAGCAUGCAGGAUUGAUGGGGGUUAUCUCCUAAUCAAACACUACUUUGAUCGCAUGUGGGAAGAGGUGUGCAGCAGUUGUAGUGACUUAUCACAAGUGCCUUUUAUAGCUGGGCACAGGUCUGGGGGCUCGCUGCAGGCCACUUGAAUUCUUCUGUACAGAUGAUUACAGUGCUAAUGCAAGUUAUUAAGGAGAUGGCGAUAUUUCUGUCACAGCCAUCAAAGUCGAGGUAUUAAAUAAUACCCAACCCAUUAUGGCAUUGCUUGAGCCCCAUAAUGGUUAUGCUUUCAAAAGGUUUCUGUCUGCAGCUGAGUACGGGCCAGGUAAUUGGGAAAAAUAACUGCAAGGAGUAGGAGCUGUGUGGCUACAAAGUGACUGCUUUCGCCUGUGUGAAGCAGAGCUAUUGGCAUCCACAUGGAUCAAAUGCCCACAGAAGAUGAAGGACAAAAUGUUAUAAAAAUUGUGCUGAAAAAUAAGCUUGGAACAGCCACGUCAGCUCUUAGUGGGGUGAAUGAAUGCAGGCCCGCUGUACUGGCAAGACAAAUCCUGAAAUGUUGGGGAUUUUUAAGUAGGACUUGAGCGAAUAAAUGGUGUGUUAACUUUAGAGUCUUCUCUCAACUCAGUCAAGCGCUUCUGGUUUGAAAGGACUGUAGUGCCACAGCCUAUGCCUGCAUUGGAACACCCUGUACAAGCCUUUUCUCUCCCUAGCUGCUGUGCCAAGCCGCCUUCCUGUGUCAGAGCAGUGUAGUCCUCAGGCACACUGGUCUUUGGAGAAAGCAGCCGUGCUCAGGAGAACGACUACCCUGACAACAGGUAUCUGCCUGAGCAGCCAACUGCAGCCUUCCCCUGGGCACCCACCGAAGUAUUUCCCAGGGCUCAGAAGCACCAACUGCUGCUGGCAGUGUCCAGAUGACAGCAGCUCUGUGUUCCCUGCAAUGCGAAUUCCCCUGUGCUUGCUGGGCAGGGUAAUGUGAAUCCUUUCCAUGAGGAAGGGAUGACACAAAGUCUAUUUGUAACGCAGCUUGUGUCUGAGCUGCACUCACAAAAUGGCCGUGGCUGGCUUGAGAUCUGUUGUGCCCUUUGUGGCUCAGCUGUAUCCGUGUCAGCUCACACAAAGAAGCUUUCAGCUCUUGCAAGAGGCACAGAAAUGAGAUAACUGGGCUGGCGGUGUCAGCAGCACAACACAAAGCUAUUGCUGCUGUAAGGAAACUUUGGUCCCCGCCUAGGGCUGGGCAAAUUCACAGCACUCCUCUGCACUUCUCAGAUGAUAAAGAGUGUAGUUGGAUAUACUAGCUGUCGGCUUCUGGUGCUUGCUUGCAGGAAAGUAAUUGCUGGAGGUUCCCAGACCAAGGUGGGCUAAGCUCAGCCCUACAGAUGCGUGCCUUUGCUAUUGCUUGCUUCUAGCCCGUGCAUGUGGAAUAUAGCAGUACCAGAGGAGAAAAUUAUCCUGAUCUACUUCACCAAAUUAGAUGUAGAGUACCGUGUUGGAUGUGACUGUGACUAUGUGUCCCUCUACUCAAGCAGAAGAGUGCUGACCAGUAAGUCUGGAUGCUUUAGGGAAGUGAGGGGCUCGGUUUCUAGUUUUCUUCAUUCAUUGUCAUGAAGAACAGCAAAUCUAGUUGGCUUUGAGAAACUCUUUUUAUUAUGUGAUAUGAAUCUGACAAGCUGGAGUUGAUAUCCAAGUGGGGCUGAGGGACAUAGAAUCAUAGAAUCACCAGGGUUGGAAAAGACCUCCGAGAUGAUCCAGUAUCACCAGUAUCACUAUCACCAGUAUUUCCCCACUAGACCAAGCCCCUUAAUACAACAUCUAAACAUUUCUUGAACAUCUCCAGGGGUGGUGACUCAACUACCUCCCUGGGCAGUUCAUAUUUCUGUUGCCAUCUAGCGUGGUGUGGUGGCCUGAAGUGUCUCAACAGUGCCUUUCAGCUGUAUAUAAUUCUCUGUGCCCAGUGUUCCUUGUCUCUCUCAUACCUAUUUUAUUCCUGUGGACCAUGGACAGCAGAUUGAGCUGAGUGCUUAUCUUUGCUUAACUGGUGCAUGUCCAGGUGACUUUCUGAUGUGUUAGCAUUGCCAGCAGGCAUGUUGGAGAAGCAGCUCAGAAAGGAUGGCUAUUUAUUGGUUCCAAACUCUUUGCAUGGCCCAGGAAAUGUACAGAUCACUGAGUGACUGUAGAGGUGACACCAAAAGAAGCAGCCUCUUGCCCUUCUCUAAGAUGCUCUUAAUAUUGAACUGAUAGAGAAUAAAUAUUUCAAACAAAUACUGACUACUUCUCCCCUCUCGUUACUAGUGGCUAUGUGCUGUAAUAACCUAUCAUCCAUAGUCCACAAUUCAUCCUCUAGGAACACUCAGUCCUUCAUGUGGUUGUUUUCGACGAAGUCCCCUCUCCAGUUUUUCUCUACAGCCUCUAAAUAUUUUGUAAGUAGAGAAAGCUGAACAGUCUCUCCGUUCAGCGUGGGCUGACAGCUUCACAAAGGGAUCUAGCUUAACGAAUCACGGUGAGAUUUGCCUGAAUAAAUGCGUGCUCUGACCACCCAUGCCACCAAAUCCUUGUCUCCCUCAGGUAAGGUCUGUGGGGACAUGUUCCCAGCCCUCUGCUGGUAGUCAGUCCAGGCCACCAUGAUGUUUGUUUCUGAUGGGAACAAUGCUGGCAGGGGGUUCAAGCUUGCCUUCAUGGCCGUCCAUAAGGACUAUGAAGCAGGUGAACAUACUUACACUAUAGAAACUUCUACACUUUUCUUUCUGACCCCCUUAAAAUAAAUAACAAAAAAACCCUAUCUUUAGUGUUGUGUCUUUAUUAAAAAGCACUGUGUAAUACCAGUCAUUAAAUUGUCUCUGUUCUCUCUCUGUACUGUAGGUUUGGGCUGUGGGAGUGUUGCAAUACUGGUGGAAAAGGGAAAGACUGAUACUGCUAAUUACCCUGGCUUGUAUCCCAGGAACACGAAGUGCCACUGGCUCAUUGAGGCUCCAGCAGAGUAUGCUAUAAAGCUGGAGUUUGAGGACUUUGCUGUUGAACCUAGCCCAGGUUGCAUUUCCAGUUCAGUCGCUGCUUACAGUGAUGAAGAAGAUGAAAACCAGCUGGGGACAGGAGGAGAAGCCUCAGGAUUAGCUACUGCACUCAUGUUGCCUCUGAGUGUUGCUUCCUUCGGUAAAGACAUGACUUUCUGCUCACUUAUCUGGUCUGAGGGACAUUUCCCCCGGUGUGUAAGAGCGAUUUUGCAGCGAGACAGGUGCUUGCUGAUCUCAGGUCCUUUUGUGUACUAUUUCCAUGGACAACAAGUAAUAAGGAGACAUCUGUGGCCUUCCCCAAGGGGCAUUACUGGGGCUGAGUAGACCUUUCCUCACAGCUGGCCACAGCAUGCUGCUCUGAACCUCCUUGGAGACUACCAGUGUGAUGGUGUUGUCAUCAGCCUCACAUGGAUCCUGACAGCUGCCAUUAUCCAAUAAACCCUUGCUCUGUACUGUGACAGUGGGAGACCAUGAUAGAGCCCUGAGAGAGUCAACUGAACAGGUAUGUGUUCAGGAUGCACUUGCAGGGCAACUUGUCCUUUGCCCUGACCCCUCUGAUGUGGUCACAGGUGAGACAGGUUAAAACCGUAGUGCUGCAGCCCCAUUUGAGGUGGUGAGCUUUGACUCUGACAUUGCCCUGAUGCAGCUGGAUGUCCCUCUGGAGUACACCACUGCUGUGAGACCGCUGUUUCUGCCCAACAGCCCAGAGACAUUGUCUUCCUCUUUCCUCUGCACUGUGUCUGGAUGGAAGAUCGCUGAAGAAGAUGCUGCACAGAACAUGCCAUGGGGAAGCAGCACUGCACCAGGGGUCUUGGCACAAGAGCAGCCAGCGAAGCUGUCCACAAAUCUAUGGGAAGAGGCAUCCACACACAAUAACUGCGUGGCUGUGGGGUGUGUCUGAGGGCAAGAGGCCACUGCACAUCAUCUGCAGAAGGUGGUGAAGCUAAUCAAUCUGGGGAGCAGCUAUGUGUCAUGCCUGGUAACAUGUAAAAAUCCCAAGGAGACAUGCUGAGAGCUGUAAUGAUGCCAGGAUGCCAUCCGUACAGAUUGGGAAGGAAAGAUGGAGUAUCCUGGUGGCGGGUUGAGAUGCAGAAAUACCACGAGUGCCCAGGAAAUAAACUGAAGGCUGUUAAAGACUGUAACUAAGGAUGCAAGGAUCUGCAUUUGGGAUUGAGUGUUUAUGAUGGAUCACAUCUCUCUUUGAGGCAAGAGUCAAGUGUCAGCAGGCUUCCCAAGAAACAUAGAGAGAAGGUUUGUCAUCAAGGGCCUCUUAGGUGGAAGUGACCUGGACUCAGAACAUCCUGACUUCCACCAUCAUAAAUAUGUGGGAGGACACUUAUAUAAGUUCAUUUUUUCACACCCUUUGUUUCUUGCUACUCAUCUCUCUGUAUGAAAUGCAGUUUGAGCAGGUACUGCUAUGAGUACCAAAGCUGCCUUGUGCCAUAUACACAUGGGGAUCUUUGGGCACAGAAGUAUUUACUGCAAUGGCUUUUCUGGUUCUCCCACUGCCUCCAUCUGUUCUCCUCCCACAUACGUAGACAUUUAGAAAGCUGGUUGUUGAAGUAAUCUCACUGAAGUAUGAGAUACACAUUCAUAUACUGCAUGGGAGCAAUUUGGCCAUUGCAGUAUGCUUCGCUUCAUCCUGGGCAGGAAGCGAUGUUGCAUAGGCCACUGGAGACACACCUCUUGACAGACCUCAGAGCCAUCUUGGCAUCACUAGCAUCUUCAAAUAUCAAAUGUUUUGGAUUAAAAAUAUGUCACUGGAAAUAGUAAGCAUAGGUGCUGAGUGUCAAAUUGUACUUGGCAAUGACUACAACUACAGUAUUUUAUUUUCGGCAAACUGAUGUGGCCAGAAAAUAAUCUUUUACCAUGUUCUCUAGUAGCAGCUUCCUCACCCUUCAUUUCAAAACUGAUAAAUCUGUGGGAUAACGAGGCUUCAAAAUCCUUCUUGAAGAGCUAUAUCACCAGCCAACAGAAAGUGAGAUGGAAGGCAGCAGCCAAUCUAAGUAAUGAUCUGGGUCCUUCCCUGUCUGCUUUGCGAAGAAGUCCUGUUGUUAAAGUAGUAUCGAAGAUUACAGGCAGUUAUGGGAUGCUGGCAGGAAGGGGGGACGAAGCAGUGAGUCAAGAGGCAAGAAAAUCAGGGGGCUGACUGAGGUGCUCACCAUUUUGGGGUAUGUAUUAACCAUUUCUUGGAGCUGCUCUUGAACGACAGCAGAAAGGCACUGAAGCUUUCUAGGUGGCUCUCCUCUCCAUCUCCUCCAUCCAUCAGGAUGCCUCAGCGGGGUCAGGCCUACCUGCUUAACAGUGCUGCCUUGAGCUGCUGUCCCUGACUUUGCUUUGACCUCGUGGAUAGAGUGGAGAGAAACAGCACUGUGGCCAGGAGGAACGGAACGCUGAAACAGUGGAGGUACUGCUCACAAGCAGGUAGCCAGAUUAUGGGUGACGCACAGACGGGCCAGCUUUAUCAGGAAGGGCCUGUGAGAGCUGACCUGCACCCAUUCACCUCCAGAAGACUUGCUACAGAUACCCUCGGGGGCUCUGAUGAAAGACCAGACUGCAAGCAGGAGCUGGAGAUGGAAAACCAGGUGAAGCUGUCUUUUGGAAAGAGGCAGGGAAAGGGAGCUCCCUGUGUGAUGGCAGUGUGGGAGUGUGAGGAUGGUGGUGGCACCCCUAUCAGCAAGGUGGUCCUUGCUGGGGACAGGCCAGACCCGCCCGUGUGUGGGAAUGGCACCAUUUGGAUUCAGCAGGUGGGAGAGAAAACCUAUGAGUGUCCUGAGUGUGGGAAGAACUUCAGCCGGAGCUCGUAUCUCAGCCAGCACCAGAGAAUCCACCUGGCAGAGAAACCCUUCAGCUGCUCUGAAUGUGGGAAGAGUUUCACCCGCAACUCGGACCUGAUCAAACACCAGCGGAUCCACACUGGUGAGAAGCCCUAUCAGUGCAACGAGUGUGAGAAGACCUUCAGCCAGAGGUCCAACGUGAUCAGGCACCAGCGGACCCACACGGGAGAGAGACACUACCAGUGCACUGAGUGCGGGAAGAGCUUCAGCCAAAACUCGCAUCUCGUCGUCCAUCAGAGAAGCCACAAAGGUGAGAAACCAUUUCAUUGCCCCCGGUGCGAGAAAAGCUUCAGUGACCGCUCCUCCCUGAUCAUACACCGGAGGGUCCACACCGGAGAGAAGCCCCACAAGUGCCAGGUAUGUGGGAAGCGUUUCCGGGACAGCUCGGCCAUCAUUCGGCAUCAGAGGAUCCACACGGGAGAGAAACCUUACGAGUGCACCGAAUGUGGGAAAACUUUCCGCCAGAGCUCCUCGCUGGUGACCCACAUGCGGACGCAUACAGGCGAGAAACCCUACAAAUGCCCCGUGUGUGGGAAGAGCUUCAGCCAGAGCUCGGCACUCACCACGCAUCGCCGCAUCCAUGGAGGAACGGCGUUGCCCCUGUACCAUGGCAGCCUCUUGCCCAGCCCCUACCAGUGCGCUGAGUGCGGCAGGCGGUGCAGCGACCACCCCACUCUUGUCAAACACCAGAUGACGCACGUGGAGGAGCGGCCCUACAUCUGUGUGGAGUGUGGGGACAGCUUCCGUCGGAGCUCAGCACUCAAUGUCCACCUGAGGAUCCACCGUGGGGAGAGGCCCUACAAAUGCGAGGAAUGCGAGAAAACCUUCCGGCAUAGCUCAGCCCUUGGUGCACACUUGAGGAUCCAUGCAGGAUCCAAGCCCUACGAGUGUGGUGAGUGUGGGAAAAGCUUCCGUAAAAGCUCGACACUUAAAGUGCAUUUGAAAAUCCAUGUGUCCAAGAAACCUUAUAAAUGUACUGUAGGUAGAACUCUCUCUUCCUGCUCUCUUCUCCCAUAGGGCUGGUUGGAGCAGGAAACAAAAACAGAAUUUGAUUGUGUCUGAGGGCACAUGAAAAAUGUGGGUGCUGAGAACUACAGUGGCAAAAGGCUAAGGAGUCACCAUAGCAGCUCUAGUGUCAAGGUUGGGUGCUUAACACCAGUGGUAUGUUAAAUUAUGAGGUCAGGGAGCUCAUCUUGGGAGCCUCGUACUGGUGGUUUAGAAAGAGUACUGAGAGCUCAAGGGAGACCUAGUUCUGGGUAAUUUGGGGACUGUGAGUAUGUGGUAGAAUACAAGCAGAAGAACUGGGCUUUCAAAAGAACUUUUCAACUAAAUAAAAGAUCAAAUUAAAAAGUUCUAAGUUGGCUCUAGUUCAAAACUCUGGCUUGUUAGGCACUGUAGUAGACUUAGAAACUCAUAUUUUCCAUGAACAUGGUAGGUUGACCCAGUGUUUGAGCAGGCACUUCCAGUUGAGUCUGAAACUCAGGAGCUGAACCUCAACCUGUUUUGUUUUUCCUUGUUUUCCAAAUCCUACAUGGGACAAUGAAUUCCUACCUCCAUAUACAACAUCUGGCUGACAAAAUGGUUGAGUAAAGCAAAACUGAUGGGGCCGUUCCCAGAAGACGUGGAUGUGCAAAUAUGGCCAGAUGAAACACUGCCUGUAAGCAGUGUUUGGCAGCUUUGUCCUCCUUAGUUUUUAACACCUUCCUAUUAGGGACAUCAACAAAACGUGGGCAAAACAGUGGCCUUACCUUAUUUAACCAAAAAAAAAAGGGUUCCCCCUACACGUGUGUGUGAGUUGCACCCAGUAUAUCUGAUGGGUUCCUACUGGCAGUCCAGAGACUGUCUGCAAUUUUGUAGUCCUUUCUGUGAGAGAGAACUCUUUAGCUCCCUAUUGUUUGUGCUGUAAUAACGUGUAAAGCUUAGUGUUAAGAUAGGAAUUCCUGUAUUUACACGUAGUACUGUGGUAAUGACUGUAUGUUACAGAAACCUUCUCUAUAUUGCUAUGUUUUAUUAUGGAUGUGUUUCCAUCCUAAAUAAACCCUUUUUUUUCCUCUGUA
Molecule: messenger RNA, 8164 nt
Organism: Numida meleagris (helmeted guineafowl)
Lineage: Eukaryota; Metazoa; Chordata; Aves; Galliformes; Numididae
Product: zinc finger protein 501-like
Exons: 13
Coding region: 5706-7124 (472 amino acids)
Biological process (GO): regulation of immune system process; regulation of cytokine production; negative regulation of transcription by RNA polymerase II
Source: RefSeq, a predicted model, not a curated record